Ficedula albicollis (Collared flycatcher) is the source of this 3338-nucleotide messenger RNA. RefSeq names its product AT-rich interaction domain 5B (gene ARID5B). Gene Ontology annotation, molecular function: transcription cis-regulatory region binding. NCBI's taxonomy places the organism in Eukaryota, Metazoa, Chordata, Aves, Passeriformes, Muscicapidae. Gene Ontology annotation, biological process: regulation of transcription by RNA polymerase II. The record is from RefSeq and is a predicted model, not a curated record. Gene Ontology annotation, cellular component: nucleus. The transcript has 7 exons. The coding region runs from base 249 to 3062 and encodes 937 amino acids.
CGAGCUGGCGGUCUGGCAGCCGGGCUGGAGGCUCGGAGCUCGUCCCACGCUCCCGCUCAUCCCUGCUUGGGUGGGCGAUGGAGCGCUGGGGGAGGGGGUUCCUGGGCACGGAGCGAAGGCUCCGAGUGUUCAUUUUGUGCGAGACUGACAUCCACACCAAGUUGAGACUCCCAGCCGUGUAGCGUGCAGGCACGUGCUGUAGCGUUCAUGAGUGCAGAUAUAAAUCAGGCAGAUGUUUGUCGGCCGGAAUGGCGCCAAAUCUUAAAGGCAGACCGCGCAAAAAGAAGCCAUGCCCACAGAGAAGAGAUUCAUUAAAUGGUAUUAAGGAUUCCAACAAUAAUUCUGAAAGCAAAGCUGUUGCCAAGGUAAAAUGUGAGGCUAAGUCAGCUUUGCCCAAACCCAAGAGUAACAACAGCAACUGUAAGAAAGGCUCAAGUGAGGAUAAAUCAAAGAUUGCCAUAGGUGAAGAAUGCAGAGCUGAUGAGCAGGCUUUCCUUGUGGCUCUUUAUAAAUAUAUGAAAGAAAGGAAAACACCAAUUGAACGAAUACCCUAUUUAGGUUUUAAGCAGAUUAACCUUUGGACUAUGUUUCAAGCUGCUCAAAAACUGGGAGGAUAUGAAACAAUAACAGCCCGACGACAAUGGAAACAUAUUUAUGAUGAAUUAGGUGGUAACCCUGGAAGCACAAGUGCUGCCACAUGUACUCGCAGACAUUAUGAAAGAUUAAUCCUGCCAUAUGAAAGAUUUAUUAAAGGAGAGGAAGAUAAGCCACUGCCUCCAGUGAAACCUCGAAAACAGGAUAACAGUUCCCAGGAGGGUGAAGCGAAAACAAAAGUGUCUGGAACAAAACGCAUCAAAAAUGAAAACCAAAAGAGCAAGAAGGAAAAAGAUAAUUCACAGAAACCCCAAGAUGCAUCUGAGGUUUCACCAGAACAAGAGAAGGAUCAAGAAUCAGCAGACCAGAAGAACUUGCCUGAACACUCUACAGUGGGAGAGAUGAAACAACCCGUGCAAGGCCCUCCAUCUCUUUUACCAGAGACAGCUCAGACACUCCCUCUGGAGAAGACAGAUAUGACAGAAAACAGUGAGAAAGCCAAGGAGGAGGUUCAGCACUCAUCCUCUUUCUCGAGUAUAUCCAUGCCCGCAGAAGAAGACACUGUGCUGGAUGCCACUGUCACAAAACGAUUACACCCCCCAGCAGAUGCCCUGGAAGACACAAAGCCUGAACAAAGACUACACAAAGCUUUUACUGACAGCCUAGAAAGUGAACCUCCAGAAAUGCCCUUCACAGCCUUCCCAGAUCAUCUACCCACUCAGAGUGACAUGGAAGAUGAGAAACUGCCGGGGAUGGCUGAUUACAUCGCAAACUGCACAGUGAAAGUGGACCAGCUGGGAAAUGAAGAUAUCCACAAUGCACUAAAGCAGACGCCCAAAGUACUGGUGGUGCAGAACUUUGACAUGUUUAAGGAAAAGGAGCUGCCUGGGUCCAUGAGUGAUGACUCCACUUUCAGUUACACACCUCUGCUGUACUCAAAAGGUAAUCCAGGCAUCAUGUCACCCCUGGCAAAGAAGAAGCUGCUGUCGCAGGUCAGCGGGACCACUCUCUCAUGUAGCUAUCCCUAUGGUUCUCCUCCACCUUUGAUCAGCAAAAAGAAGCUCAACAGCAGAGAUGAACUGUCCUCGGGCAUAUCACAAGGUCCCCAUGCCCCUAAUUCUGAUCCUGUAGCAAUUAAUAGGCCCUCAGUCAUACAGCAUGUACAAAGUUUUAAAACCAAGGAAGAAAGGAAGUCAAUUAAUGAUGUUUUUAAACGUGACGUGCUAAAUAAACCGGAUUCUCAGCGCUGUGAUUUUUCAAAACAUCACCUCAGUUCUCUUUCUGAGUCUUACCUACCGAAGUUGGAUAUCCAGGACUGCAAAGAUAAAUUGAGUGAGAAAAGGGUGCUGCAGCACUCCCAUGUGCCCACAUUCUUGGCAGAUUUCUAUUCAUCACCUCAUCUGCACAGCCUUUAUAGGCACACAGAACACCACCUUAAUAAUGAACAGACAUCAAAGUACCUCCCCCGGGACAUGUUCAGAGAGUCUGAAAAUAGUUGUACUUUUACUCAAUACAAACACCAAGAAAAACUAAAUUUAAAUUAUCGCCCGUCUUUGCAUCAGCAAGAAAAAAAGGCAACAGUGGAGGCUUCUUCAGAUGAUCAGCCAACAGAUCUGAGUCUUCCAAAGAGCAUACACAAACAGACUGCAAAGGUUCCAGGCUCCAGUCUCCCUCACUCAUCCACAGCCCAGCAUGAAUGCAAAGGGAUCUCCCCAUUCCAGGCUGGAAGCAGCCAGGCUGUGAGCCUAGACUGCAGCCCCAAAGCUAGCCACGUGUCCCCUAUGGCAUUGACAGCCCCAAAAAAACACAGUGAGUUGCUCCACAGGUCUGGGAAGCAGCAGGCCCAGAGGCUGGAAAACCUGAGGAAGAUGGAGGGGAUGGUGCAUCCUAUCAUCAGCCGCAGAACGAGCCCUCAAAAUGUUGGAGCUGCCCGGCCUCUGAAACGGAGCCUGGAGGAUUUGGACAAAGUAAUUUCUGAAAAAAAAAUCCGAGCUGUCUCUCCUAUUCACUUACCAAAGGAGACCGCAGCAAAAGACAAGGUUCCUGACCAAGAGGGGGAAGGUAGCAAGUCAGUGCAUGGCUUCCAUUCCAGCAGCAUGCUGGAAAGCCACAAAUUUCCCCUGUCAGCCCCCAUCUUCCCAGGCUUGUAUCCAGGAAGUCUGUGCACGGGGCUGAACAAUCGCCUCCCACCCGGGUAUUCUCAUCCCCUGCAGUACUUGAAAAACCAGACCGUGCUAUCCCCACUAAUGCAACCUUUGGCUCUUCACUCCUUCAUGGUGCAGAGACAAUUCCUCACAUCCCCUGCAAACUCCCAGCAGCUGUACAGACACUUAGCUGCAGCAACACCUGUAGGAAGUUCCUACGGUGACCUUUUGCAUAACAGCAUUUAUCCUUUAGCUGCUAUAAACCCUCAAGCUGCAUUCCCACCUUCCCAGCUAUCCUCUGUACACCCCAGCACAAAACUGUAAACCCCCUUCGCUCACAAAAAACGGUCUAAGGAGAAAAGUUCAGUUAACGACAUUCCUCCCCCUGUGACGGUGUCUUGCAGAUUUAGCAAUCUGUAUUUUUGUCAACCAGGAUGCAGUUGUAUCCCGCCUAGAGGAGCAUCUUGAAGUUUGAUGGAGACAGGACUACUUCCUUAAUUCUGGUUCCUACAUCAGCCCCCUCAGCCCUUAUCCCUGCCCUUGCAAAAAAGGAAAACCAACCAAACAACCAAACAACAACAACAACAAAAAAACAACAAC